Penicillium angulare is the source of this 1818-nucleotide messenger RNA. RefSeq lists its product as uncharacterized. The coding region runs from base 1 to 1818 and encodes 605 amino acids. The record is from RefSeq and is a predicted model, not a curated record. The transcript has a single exon. NCBI's taxonomy places the organism in Eukaryota, Fungi, Ascomycota, Eurotiomycetes, Eurotiales, Aspergillaceae.
AUGGAUCGUCCUCAAUCCCCAGACUACCAAAAGCUUUAUUUAGAACUGAUGCAGACAAGUGACAAAACUACAUUUGCUGAGUUUCUACGCGGUUGUCAUGAUUUGUUGUCUCGACCCCUGCAAAUAGAACCGCCCUCUCGCCCCACUACCGGACAGGUCCCGUCCCCGAUAGGAAAAUAUUGCCCAACGAAGCUACGGCAAUGGGCGGAUUGCGCAUCCCGACAACAAAAGAUUUAUGAUUCUGUUUGCAAAUACUUCGGAGACAUUGAUAAUCAGCCACACCGCUUGUUUUGGAGUAUUGGUUGUCUGCAAGCCACUGCCCGACAUUUACCGAAAUCAAUACAUAGUGAAAGGACAUUACGGUUCUGUGAAGACAUUGUUGUCAACGCAAAUGUGAGGAAGAUAAUUGAAGGGCUAUGUCAAUUCCGUCGGGCUCGUCAAGAAUUUCAAAUUGAAAGAGGGGUGUUUUUUGACAGACAUUCCAAUUCAUUAGAAGUGGACAAUCCAGGAGAUGAACAAUCACGACCUGAUCAUGACUGUAUCCACCGACUUGAUGGUACACGCUCCUUGCUUAUGACGUUGAAAUAUCAACCGCCGCAUAUAUUGACUACGGAGCAUCUCCGACUCGGUCUACGUGAAAUGGACUUUUGGCAAGAUGUAGUACGCAAGGAUUCGGAGACUACAGCCGCAGAAAGUUCUGAGAAGAUACAGCACGAUGCGGAACGAACUGUAGGAGCUGUUUUAACUCAGGUGUAUGAUGAUAUGAUUUGCCAGGGGCUCGAAUAUUCAUGGAUCACAAAUGGCCUCGCACUUGUUCUUCUCCACAUACCAUAUAACGAACCCAGUACUUUGGAGUACUUUCUGUGCGACCCUCUCCAAGUUAAACCGGGCGAUCUUCAAGAGCCAAAUACCGCCGUCGCUCGGGUACUCUGCCUUAUCUUAAUGGGCUGUCUUUGCUCCCCCCGGGAUACUCCAUGGCGAGAGUCUACGAAACGCUCGCUCCACCGAUGGGGUUCUGCUCUUAUCUCCAAUGAGAGACAAGAAAUUUUCAACUUUACAUACCCCGGCUCUAGUGUUGAUCCUGAUUUAUCAUCCUUAAGACCUUUUUGCACCCAAAAAUGCCUCAAGGGACUCCAACAGAACAAAGACUUAGAUCCUGUUUGUCCUAACGUUCAUCUACAUCAGCAGGACAAGAAGGACCAAACCCAACAUUUGAUCACGAUUGAAGAAUUUACUCAGCAGCUGAAAGAGCAGAUAGUCCAUAAUAUCGAUCGAUGCUGUAUAUCUUUAGGAAACUGUGGGAUUUCAGGUGCACCUUUCAAAGUUAUCUGUUCUCAAUAUGGCUAUACAAUCUUUGGAAAGGGAACAACCGACCAGCUGUGGCCACAUGUGUCUCGGGAAGAGCAGGUAUAUUACAUUCUACGAGAUCUGCAAGGCUCAAUUGUUCCUGUUUUUCUCGGUCCAAUUGAUCUCUGCACGACAUUUUUCCUUCACGGAGCUGGACGAAUUCGACACAUGUUACUAAUGGCCUACGGAGGCGAGCACAUCGAUUAUGAAAAACCUUACCCCCGCCAGAUACCGAAAACCAACCGUGCACGGAAGGCAAUAAGUUCCCGGGGAAUAGAACAUGGCGACUUUCGUCUGGAACAUCUUCUAUGGAGUGCUGAGAUGGAGUCGGUCAUGGUUAUUGAUUUCCAUGCGGCCAUUUUAUUAAAGAAACGUCGACCUGGACCCAAAGAGAAGAAAAGAAAAGGAAAUGAAGAUCGACAUACAUCCCAUGUACGCCAAAGCGGCCUUAAAGAAAGCAUGUCGAAUUAA